Messenger RNA from Notothenia coriiceps (black rockcod), 3258 nucleotides. It is a transcript of the gene rbm19, whose product is annotated as RNA binding motif protein 19. The transcript is spliced from 23 exons. Gene Ontology annotation, molecular function: mRNA binding. The record is from RefSeq and is a predicted model, not a curated record. Lineage: Eukaryota; Metazoa; Chordata; Actinopteri; Perciformes; Nototheniidae.
UCCUCUCAUUCAACAUGGCGUCCUAGAGCAGUGUCCAUGCUCGUUUGUUGACAUAUAUUUAUACAUUAAACUCAUGCUACAUUAGUGGAAGUACAGCUACUAAAACCAUGUCGAGACUCAUCAUUAAAAACCUCCCUAAUGGGAUGAAGGAGGAGAGGUUCAGGUCCAUGUUUGCUGCCUUUGGCACAGUGACAGACUGCUCUCUGAAGUUCACCAAGGAUGGGAAGUUCCGUAAGUUCGGCUUUGUGGGGUUUAAAGCCGAGGAAGACGCGAACAACGCUCUGAAACACUUCAACAAGAGCUUCGUGGACACAUCCAGAGUGACGGUUGAGAUGUGUAAGGCGUUUGGAGACCCCACUAAAGCCAAAGCCUGGAGCAAACACACCCAGAGCCUCGAAAAACCCUCCACCCCUGCUGACUCAGACAGCAAGAAGAAAAAUAAACAGAAAAAGGAAACCAACGGAACCUUGGAAAUUCUGGAAGAGGACCAGGGGUUCAAGGAGUUUCUGUCGGUACAUCAGAACCGAAGCCAAGCACCGACCUGGUCCAAUGACACUAUGCAGCAGCUGCAAACUGAUCCUGAUGCUGCAGUGGUGAAGACUCAGAGCAAGAAAAAGGUUGCUUCUGAUGAUUACCUUAACUUCGAUUCAGACGAGUCAGAGGAGGAGGAGGAGGAGAAGGAGGAGGAGGAAGAAGAGGGUGAAGCUGAAGGUGCCACUAAAGAAGCCAUGAAGUCUGGUUUAUCAGACAUGGAUUAUCUGCGCUCAAAGGUGGCACAGACAGAGGACACCAUGGAGGAGAGUAAGGAGAAGCGAGAUGGUGAAGAGGAGGGGGAGGAGGAUGAUGAAGAUGAUGAUGGUGUUCCUGCGCAGCACACAGACAGCGCCUAUGAGAGCGGUGACAAAGAAAACCUCUCAAAGACCAAAACCUUAGUUUCCUCUGGGGAUGAGAAGCAAAGCAAAGUAAAGAAAACGGCCAAGCAAGAGAUGGAGCCGACAACAGAAUUUACAGUGAAGCUUAGAGGAGCCCCGUUCAACGUGAAGGAGCAACAAAUUCGGGAGUUCAUGUUGCCCCUGAAGCCUGAAGCAAUCAGGAUUGGGAAAAACGAAAGUGGGAAUAGAACAGGGUAUGUGUAUGUGGACCUGCACUCUGAUGAACAGGCGGAAAAGGCUUUGAAGAAGAAUAAGGAUUACAUAGGUGGGCGUUACAUUGAGGUCUUCCGUGUGGACCCCAAUGGGGGUAAGGGGAAGAAAGACAGAAAGGACAAGGACAUUGACAGAAGCUUUACCAGGAAGCUCAAGGACGAUGAAGAGGAGGAAGAUGUUGCAGAGUCCGGUCGACUCUUCGUCAGGAACCUUCCUUACACCUGCACAGAGGAAGAGAUCAAAGAGCUUUUUGCUAAACAUGGUCCUAUAUCUGAGAUACUUUUCCCCAUUGACAAUCUGACCAAGAAACCGAAAGGAUUUGCUUUUGUGAUGUACAUGAUACCAGAGAAUGCUGUGACUGCUCUGGCUCAGCUGGACGGACAUAUAUUUCAGGGCAGAAUGCUUCACCUGCUGCCCUCCACCUUGAAGAAGGAGAAGACGGACUCAGACGCUGGUGGUCCUGGCUCUUCCACUUACAAACGGCAAAAAGAUGCUAAAAAUAAAGCUUCAAGUUCCAGCUCCCACAACUGGAACACCCUAUUUCUGGGCACAAGUGCAGUGGCAGAUGCCAUUGCUGACAAAUACAACACGACAAAAAGCAAAGUCCUGGACCAUGAGUCAAAGGGAAGUCUUGCAGUGAGGAUGGCCUUGGGAGAGACGCAGAUUGUACAGGAGACUCGACAGUUUCUUCUGGACAACGGUGUCAGUCUGGAUUCCUUUAGUCAGGCAGCAGCAGCGAGGAGUACAUCUGUGAUCCUGGUGAAGAAUCUUCCAGCUGGUGUGACGGUGGGAGAGUUGGAGGAGCUUUUUUCUCCUCAUGGCUCUUUGGGCCGAGUGCUGCUGCCGCCCUCCGGCCUCACCGCCAUCAUCGAGUUCCUCGAGCCCACCGAGGCGAAACGAGCCUUCACACGGCUGGCCUACAGCAAGUUCCAACACAUCCCGCUGUAUCUGGAGUGGGCUCCUGUUGAUGUGUUUGUGGCAGGCAGACCAGAACCAGGUAUAAUCUCUCACACAUUGUUUAACAUACUACACAAACCUUUCAAGUUGUUUUUUUUGUACUAAUUGAAAUAACCUAAAUGUAUUUUUUUCCACCAAGUAUUAGAAAAGGAGGAGGCAAUGAAAGAGAAAAAGGAAGAGGAAGAGGAAGAAGAAGAGGAAGAGGAAGAGGAGGAGGAAUCUGCUCCUGGUUCUACACUUUUCAUCAAAAAUCUUAAUUUCAGCACAACAGAAGAGACACUACAGGAAACAUUCGCCAAAUGUGGAAAGAUCACUUCCUGCACCAUCUCAAAGAAGAAAGAUAAAACAGGCAACAUGUUAUCCAUGGGCUACGGUUUUGUUCAGUAUCAGAAAGCGGAGGCAGCACAGAAGGCCCUGAGGACACUGCAGCACUGCUCUGUGGAUGAUCACCAGCUAGAGCUCAAGGUCUCUGAGAGAGCCACAAGGACUCCUGAAGUUUCACGCAAGAAGAAACAAAAAGACAAGAAACAGACGGGAUCCAAAAUCCUCGUGCGAAACGUCCCCUUCCAAGCCACCGUCCGGGAAAUUCGAGAACUCUUCUGUACUUUUGGAGAGCUGAAGACAGUCCGUCUUCCAAAGAAAGCCGCUGGUUCAGGGAAUCAUCGAGGCUUCGGCUUUAUUGACUUCAUCACCAAACAGGACGCCAAGAAAGCAUUUGCUGCACUGUGUCACAGCACCCAUCUGUACGGCCGACGCCUCGUGCUGGAGUGGGCUGACGCGGAGGAAACAGUGGAGACACUGAGGCGGAAAACAGCUGAACAUUUUCAUGUUGCCAACAAAAAGCAGCGACAGUCAGAAGUCAUGGAGGGAAUUGUGGAGAACAUGGAAACCGGAGGCGAUGCAGAAGACUGAAUCUGCCCACCAUCACUGUCCCUGCCGACUCUUUGACUCUGACCAGUGUCGCCCUUUGUCUUUUUUUAAAUAGGACUGUGAACAAAAUAAGGACUGGUUGGCAAAAGGAGAUAAUUAUUAAUAAUGUCUCAGCUGGUGGAUGUUUUGUGGAACUUCUAGAUUUCUUACAAUGUUUGGUGUAGAAUGAUCCUCAAAAUAAUUUAAAUGGUUUGAUUUCAGUUUUUAUAUAAAAUGUUAUAUCGUG